Schistosoma turkestanicum is the source of this 761-nucleotide messenger RNA. NCBI's taxonomy places the organism in Eukaryota, Metazoa, Platyhelminthes, Trematoda, Strigeidida, Schistosomatidae. The record is from the annotation of a GenBank genome assembly.
AAUAUUCAGUUGACAACGGUACGUCGGGCGUACUCAUCAAGUUUUCUACGCUUCGUUAGGAUCAUUGGAGUUUAAACCUCGGACCUAAUGCCGGCACCCGGUGAUCGAUUUGACUGGUAUCAGUCAGAGGGUAAUGUUUGCAUAAAUUACCUAAGGAAAAAUAUGAAACCAACUGACGUACGAGUGGAAAUAGAAAGUCGGAAGAUUUUAUUGUACCUUACUAUCCCCACUGGUGACGAGUUGCUCAGAAAAUUUCAGUUACUUCAUGAAGUUGUCCCAGAGAAGUCAUCAUAUCGAGUCACUGCCACAAAAAUCGAAAUCAAAUUAAAGAAAAAAGAUGAAGUUAGGUGGAGUCAUCUGGAAGCUCAAAAUUGUAUUCCUGGUUCGGGAAUUCCCACGUCACAAGAUAUCACUAAAAUUGUUCACUCCUAUCCAUCCUCAAGCAAAUCCGCACACGAUUGGAACAAAAUUGAUAAAGAAGCAGCUCAAAUAGAGGGAGAAGAAGAUCCUUUAAACAAGUUGUUCAGAAAUAUCUACGAAAAUGCUUCCGAUGAAACUAGAAGGGCGAUGGUUAAAAGUUUUACGGAAUCAGCUGGCACCGUCCUGAGCACCAAUUGGAGUGAAGUUGGAGCGGGUAAAGUUGAAAUGCGACCUCCAGAUGGAAUGGAAUUUAAAAAGUAUGAAAUGUAAUGACUGUUACCAAAAGUUACUUUAUUCUUACUAUUAUUUUUCAAUGGAAAUAAAGCAUUUUUACGGUCAUG